Nannizzia gypsea CBS 118893 is the source of this 1362-nucleotide messenger RNA. RefSeq names its product patellin-6. Gene Ontology annotation, biological process: Golgi to plasma membrane protein transport; regulation of exocytosis. The record is from RefSeq and is a predicted model, not a curated record. NCBI's taxonomy places the organism in Eukaryota, Fungi, Ascomycota, Eurotiomycetes, Onygenales, Arthrodermataceae. Gene Ontology annotation, molecular function: phosphatidylinositol transfer activity. The transcript has 2 exons. Bases 1 to 1362 code for a protein of 453 amino acids. Gene Ontology annotation, cellular component: plasma membrane; cytosol; cortical endoplasmic reticulum.
AUGGACAAGACUCAGGAGAAGGUCGAGCAGCCUGUAGCUCAGACCGAAGCCCCUGCGGCCGUCGAGAGCGAGAAGGUCGAGAAAACCGUCGAGAAGCCCGUCGAGGAGAAGAAGGACGCCGAAGAAGCUCCAUCGAAGCCUGCCGAAGAGAAAAAAGAGGUUAAACCUGCUGAGCAGGUCAAGACUGAGGCUGCUGGAGCUGCUACAGCUCAGGUCAAGGCCGAGGAGCCUGCGCCAGCGGACAACCGCCCAGAGUACCUGACCAAACAUGCAGGGCUUGCCCAGUUCUUCGACCGAUUGCCGGCCAUCCUCGAGGCUACGGGACACAAUGAGAUGUGGGGAGUGACCCUGAAGGACGCAGAGGACGUUCCAACCGUCAAUAUCAUGAUCAAGUUCCUUCGUGCCAACGAGGGAAACCUGAGGCAGGCUGAGGAACAGCUGACCAAGGCCUUGCAGUGGCGCAAGGAGAUGAAGCCCCUAGAGAUUGUCAAGGACAUGAAAUUCUCUGCUAAGAAGUUCAAGAACUUGGGCUUCAUCACCACGUACGGCACUGGCGAGGCCAAGUCUGUUUUCACAUGGAACAUCUACGGCGCUGUCAAGAACAUUGACGAGACCUUUGGUGACCUUACUGGAUUCAUCAAAUGGCGCGUUGCUCUCAUGGAGCUUGCUAUCCGCGAAUUGAACCUGGACAAGGCAACGACCGUCAUCCCUGCUAUUGGCGAAGACCCUCACCAGAUGUUCCAGGUCCACGACUACCAGAACGUCAGCUUUCUGCGCAUGAGUCCAACCAUCCGCAAUGCCUCCCGCGAGACCAUCACCGUCUUCAGCAUGGCCUACCCAGAGCUCCUGCGCGAGAAGUUCUUCGUCAAUGUCCCUACUGUCAUGGGAUGGGUCUUCACUGCGCUCAAAGUUUUCCUGAGCAAGAACACCAUCCGCAAGUUCCACCCUAUCACCAAUGGCUCUGCUUUGGCUCGCGAGUUUGGUGAAGCUGGCGCCGAAUUCCCUAAGUCAUAUGGUGGCAAGAGCCCUGAGCUGGCUGAGAAUGGCAUGACUGUUGCUCUCAUCGAUGACGUUUCCCAGGAGAAGGAGGUCAAGACCGAGACUGAGACCAAGACCGAACCAAAGACCGAAACUAAGGCCGAGGACAAGCCUGAAGCCAAAGCUGAAGAGCCAAAGGCCAUAAAGGAGGAGGCUCCUGAGAUCAAGCUAGAGGAGCCUAAGACCGAGACUCCUGCCGCUCCUAUGCCUGAGAAGACCGCUACUGAAGUUACUGAUCAGCCAGCUGCUGAGACCAACGGAACUCCCAAGGUCGCUGAGGAACCAACCCCAGCCGCUGCACCAGCCGCUGCCCCGGCCAGCUAA